AUGGAAGACCAAAAAAAAAAUAACCAAGAAAAUAUAAAAACAACUGAAUUGAAAAGUGAUUCACUGAAAUCUCCGCGAACUUGGCAAAGUUCUAAUUUACUUUGCCCCCAUGGAGAAGGCAAAAUGUUCUCGAUGCGUCAUAUAGAACCUGUUUCAUCUAAAGAGUUAUCUGGAAAUAAAAAAGUUUUGGAUCAAGAAACUUUAAUUAUUGAUUAUAAAAUAAUCGAGUCAGAUGAUCAAGUAAAUGAUGAUAUUAUUAGCGAGUUAGAGAGACACAUUAGAGAGCUAGAAACAGUUCUCUACAUUACUUCUUUUGAUAUUUGUCCAAAUAAUAAUCACAAUAUUCAAGAAAAUAUGAAAACUAUUGAAUUGAAAAGUGAUUCGCAUAAAUCUCCGCAUACUUGGCAAAGCUCUAAUUUACUUUGCCUCCAUGGAGAAGGCGAAAAGUCAUCGAUGCGCUAUAAAGAACCUGCUUCAUCUAAAGAGUUAUCUGGAAAUAAAAAAGUUUUGGAUCAAGAAACCUUAAUUAUUGAGAAUAAAAUAAUUGAUUCAGAUGCUCAAGUCAUUAACAACUACAAGGCUCAAUCAGAAAAUGAAUAUUUUAUUAGCGAGUUAGAGAUAUACAUUAGGAUACUAGAAGAGGAGUUAGAAGAAAAUGUACGAGAAUUAAGAAUUAAAAAUGAAAGGCUAGAAGAAACAGAUCUCUACACCAUUCUUGUUCCUUUUUUGUCCAAAAUGCGAUAUUAA
This is a messenger RNA of Funneliformis geosporum, 747 nucleotides long. The record is from the annotation of a GenBank genome assembly. Lineage: Eukaryota; Fungi; Glomeromycota; Glomeromycetes; Glomerales; Glomeraceae.